CUCGUACCGAGCAGAUCGAUGUUGGUCGUCGUCGUCGUCGUCGUCGAGUAGCGAUCAAGAGAGCGGUGCGCAAGUUCGCUUUCAUUUCCGGUCCUCCUGCUGCAUUCUUUAGUAACGGUGUUGUUGUUGUUUUCGUUCUAGCUGAUUGUUACGAUUUUUUUUUACUCGAUCAUCAAUCUGUGUAUAAAUAAAAGAUUCUUUCCGAUCGAGACCGGCGCGGCGCGAUUUUGAUUGUAGCUCUCUUCAUACAGGUUGAGCCGUUCCUGUUCCGCGUUGUUUUGAAAUAAACGUUGAUUGUUCUUCGAGUUAAGUUCGCUUGAUAGGUAUAUCAACCUACGGACGUAACGACUUCGUAAUGUAAACGUUGUGUGAUCGCUCCUGCUACACUUUACGCUGAUUCAUCUGUUCUACAUUGUGCGUAGAUUGCACGCUUAGCAGAGAUUUACGAUCGUUUCGCGAUCAACUAUCAGACAUAGUUGAAAUUCCGAGAUUUCUAGAAGAAUCGCUCGGUGCUGCUGUGGGGAAAAAUAACUAUUCGAUGCAUCUGCUUUCGGCUGUUUACUUUCGAAGCUCGAAGAGUAUCGAAUAUUGUGUGGAAAACAGGCCCUCGGAGGAAAAUCGGUUAGCAGACUGGUGAAGGUGCCUCAUCAUAGUCAUAGUCGUAGGGUUUCACUCAACCGAAAGUGAAUUUCGACUUGGCUAGAAGCGAUUAUUAUUUGCCUUAGUUUACUUUCGGUCUGACUGGCUGUGCUCUUAUACAAGGAAAGCGUUCCAUGCAAAAGUGCCAAGAUAAAUAGUGCCGGUGAAUCGUUGCACUUGUGUUUUGUGUUAGUGUUUUUGUGGCUUGAUUGAGUGCACCUACCGAGUCCGGGGAGGUGGCCGGAAGCAAUUUACGUUACGGUUUUUUUUUGUACCAACCAUAUCGGAAACCUCUCUUCGGUAAGGUGUUUAUCGAAUCCGAAGAAUUUGAGAAAUCGCAUGCUUCCAUCACUAAUAGAAGAAGUGCAACCAAAUCAUUGAGCUGCCUGCCUGCCUGCCUGACUGGGGACGAGGUUAACAACGGUUUAAGUUUCUCUAUCAGCGAGUGCCGGUCUCAGUGUAAUUACUGAAAAGCACCCAUUCUACUCCGAAGAUAAUGUCCAUCAACUAUGUGUACAAAGUGAAGAAAGGCAUCAACAAAGUGAUAUACGACAACCUCUACUUCAACUGCUCCAUGUUCCGAAAAAUGCACUACGAAGAAGUUCCCGAGGCAUAUGAAUAUGGAUACGGGAGCAACGGAAGCAAUCCAUACCAUCAGCAGCAGCAAACCUCCCCAACACACAGUCCAACCGGACGGGGGAGUCCUUUGGCUCAGCAAGGGGAUGCCGUCAUGAUCAAAAUAGACGUCCCCAUACCGCUAAGGGAUGAGCAACGGUUUCCGAAAGAAAUAUGGAAAACGUGUGUGGCGUUGUUUGUUCUAGUCUGCAAUUUCUUCCUGGCCACGGUAUCGCUAGCGAUGGUCCACGAUCGAGUACCUGAUCGCGAUCGAUAUGGCCCGCUGCCCGAUGUGGUACUGGAGAACAUACCGCAGCAGGGCUGGGCCCUCGAUGUAAGCGAAAUUCUCAUCAUGGUUGUGGUAAACUCGUGUGUGGUGCUGAUCACUUUCCACAAACACAGGUUCAUAGUGAUGCGACGGAUAUUCCUGCUGAUGUCCAUAUUAUAUUUUAUGCGCUCGAUCACUAUGUACGUGACGGUACUGCCAAUUUCGAACACCAACUACUACUGCAGUCCGAAAGCAAAUGUAACGACCCCGCUGGUGAUCGUGAAGCGCGCCUUCCAGCUCAUUUCCGGCUUCGGGCUGUCGAUCAACGGCAAGCACACCUAUUGCGGGGACUACAUCUACAGUGGCCACACCGUCACGCUGGUGAUGGGUUAUCUGAUUAUCGCCGAGUAUUCGCCAAAGAAGUUUUGGAUCCUACACUGGUUGGCGUGGUGCGCCAGUUUGACCGGGGUGACGAUGGUUCUGCUCGCUCACGGCCACUACACCGUGGACGUGUUAAUUGCGUACUACGUGACGACACGGCUCUUCUGGACCUACCAUACGCUGGCGAAUAACAGUUUACUGUUGAAGCAAAACGGCAACAACUACAUCGGCCGCGAGUGGUGGUUCUUCAUUUUCCGUUAUUUCGAAAAGAACGUGCGAGGUCCGGUACCGCUGCAAUACAACUGUCCAUUCCCCAUCCCGUGGUCCAAGAAAGUGCCAAAGUUGCCGAGUCGGGACAGCUGAUGGCCCAGGGACAUUUCGAGGAGCUGCGACGAACCCAGUCCCAUUAACAAUAACAGCACGCAUUGUGUCGACACCACUACAACAUCGAAGCACUAAACACUGUGCACAUAUUUAUUUACAAGAAAAUAAUGGCCUUUAUACCGCCAUCCAAACAACAACGGUUAAUGACGAAUUGACGAGGACCUGCUCCAUGGUCCGGAACCAAGUUACAGCGAAUGAUCAGCGAGGGAAGUUUCUUCAGAUGCCAGGCUUAUACAAAACAAAAAACGAUGUAGCAAAUCCAAACGCAUAAGACUUGAUAAACCUUUUUGUUUAGAGUUUAGAGAGAAAAUUAGGAACAAAAAAUAUGUUAAUAUUAUUUUAAGCUGUAGUGAAAGUUUAGAAACAAUGAAUAGUUUUGUUUUAACUUGGUACAUGUGUCGUAACAGAAACUGAACAUUGCUUUUCUGAAAACUGUCGGUUUGUUGAGAAUAAGUUUAUUUAUGACGUAGUUUUUGAUACACUUAUUACACGAUAGUACCAAUUAAAGUGAACCUGGCUAGUUCUAGUCAGCCUUUAAGAAUUAGUCGUUAAACAUAAGAAUAGAAACAACACAAAAUAUAACUACCGAAUCCCCCCGAUGAAAAAAUUAACUGUGGCAAAAACAAAACUAUCAGAAACUGCCUUCUACUUCAUCCACCUUGAUUUAUACAAAUUGGCAACUGUAAAAAAAAGUCAAGAACAUAAGGUCAAAAUUAAUAACAAUCCUUUAAGAUUUGAACUGAUUCGAGUAGGUUUUUACUUUCAUGUAGUAGUAAUAGAGAAAUUGGAGAUAAACCUAAAUAAUUUGUUCCAAAGAUCAAACAUUCGUGACGUGAAAUUGUUUUUAAUUUUUGCUAAACUUCAUAAACUACCUAGGUACCUACCUAUUACCUGAUAAUGAUCUAGAGAUUGCCAAAAUUACCAGCUUGGGAUUGGAGUCCGAAAAAAAACGGUUCGCAUCAGUCCUUAGCUGGUGUGAAAUUUGUUUUUUUAACCAAAUGUACCAGUUAUUCUUUGGAGUGCCUUAGAGAGGAUAAAUCGGCGGCUAUAAGACAAUAUUGUGAACAAUUACCUAUAUGGAAUAAAAUUU
Molecule: messenger RNA, 3377 nt
Organism: Uranotaenia lowii
Lineage: Eukaryota; Metazoa; Arthropoda; Insecta; Diptera; Culicidae
Product: phosphatidylcholine:ceramide cholinephosphotransferase 1-like
Exons: 5
Coding region: 1136-2266 (376 amino acids)
Biological process (GO): sphingomyelin biosynthetic process; ceramide biosynthetic process
Cellular component (GO): Golgi membrane; endoplasmic reticulum membrane
Molecular function (GO): ceramide cholinephosphotransferase activity; sphingomyelin synthase activity
Source: RefSeq, a predicted model, not a curated record